Bolinopsis microptera is the source of this 673-nucleotide messenger RNA. RefSeq lists its product as uncharacterized. The transcript is spliced from 2 exons. NCBI's taxonomy places the organism in Eukaryota, Metazoa, Ctenophora, Tentaculata, Lobata, Bolinopsidae. The record is from RefSeq and is a predicted model, not a curated record. Bases 113 to 673 code for a protein of 186 amino acids.
AUGUUCUUAGCUGUUUUAUCUUUUUACAAUUGUAAGUGACUACAAUAUCAUGGUUCACACUAAGCUUAUCUUUCUCUUUGGGUGCUUGUUGGCAGUGUGCCAGAGCUAGUUCAUGGAUGACACUGAGUGUGUAGAUACUGAUUCUACUGGCACGUGUGCUUACUUGGAGGAGGAGUUCAACUUGUGUAGUCCCACCUCUCUCAUGUACAGCUCCAUGGUAGCUCACUGUGCCCUGACGUGUCGUAAUUGUGAGGAGCAACAGGAAGAGGGAGAAAACAAUGAUACCGACAAUGAUGCCGACAAUGAUGCCGACAAUGAUGCCGACAAUGAUGCCGAAGAGGACUCUGAUGGGAGACAGGACGAUGACCCAGGAUGUGUGGAUUUCCUGGUCAGUGAGACAGCCCCCGACCCCACACUGAACUGCCAGACAUUCCAGCACCUGUGCAAUGACCCCUCAGCUAUCGGACAGCGGGUCUACUCGGAAUGUCCGGUCACGUGCGGAUCCUGUCGUCAGGACGACGACCCUGUUUGUGAGGAUGUGCUGGCAAACGCCAAGUCACCUGACCCUACUCUGAACUGUCAGACCUUCAAACACUACUGUGAGGAAGAUGGGAAUGUUGCUGAGAGGGUGAAAGCUGAGUGCAGGCUUACCUGUGAUAUCUGUCAACUUUAA